This is a messenger RNA of Cryptosporidium muris RN66, 867 nucleotides long. Its product is annotated as EB1 protein, putative. The record is from RefSeq and is a predicted model, not a curated record. Gene Ontology annotation, cellular component: cytoplasmic microtubule; microtubule organizing center; microtubule plus-end. Bases 1 to 867 code for a protein of 288 amino acids. Gene Ontology annotation, molecular function: microtubule plus-end binding. The transcript has a single exon. Gene Ontology annotation, biological process: protein localization to microtubule plus-end; regulation of microtubule polymerization or depolymerization; spindle assembly. NCBI's taxonomy places the organism in Eukaryota, Apicomplexa, Conoidasida, Eucoccidiorida, Cryptosporidiidae.
AUGAGUACUGAUUAUGAUUCUAUUGGAAAUGUGGGUAUGAUGGACAAAUGUUAUUUUACAGGGAAGAGUGACUUAAUUAAUUGGCUAAACUCUUACUUUAGUCUAAAUGUUUCAAAAAUUGAGGAUUGUGCUAGUGGAGCAAUAUAUUGUCAAAUAGCCGAUGCAGUAUAUUACUACCAGGUACCUAUGAAGAAUGUAAAUUGGGGAGUAAAGCGUGAUUUUCAAUUUUUGCACAAUUAUAAACUACUUCAACAGGUCUUUGGAAAAGUAAAACAACCUAAAUACAUUGAUAUAAAUAAACUUAUAAAGGGGAAAUAUCAAGACAACUUAGCAUUUUUACAGUGGAUGAAGGGAUUAUUUGAUGAAUCUGGUGCUGCUGAGAGAGAUUACGAUGCUAUAGGUAGGAGAAGCUUAGGAAAAGGCCCUUUCCCAGAGUUUGCUGGUAAAAUUAUGCAACUUACUCAAGAUAUAGAUGAUUCAAAUAAUAAUCAUUGCUAUAGGCAGACAAUGGGUAAUACUUUGAAUAGAAAACCUAAUGUGCCUACAAGAGCUUCAUAUUCAUCGAAUAUUGAGAUUGAAAGAUUAACAAAAACUCUAAAUAAAGAGAUAGAAGAAAAAGAUAUUGUUGAUAAAGAACGGAUGUUUUAUUUUAAUAAAUUAAGGGCAAUAGAGAUAUUAUGUGAGACUCUCAGAAAUCAGAAGCAAUCAAAUGUAUCAUUGAACAAAAUAUCAGAUAUAUUAUAUGACAGUAACGACAUAGAUCUUGAAGUAUUUUCUAAGGAAAUUGAUAGUAAAUUUUCGAAAGGUAAUUCAAAUGAAUUAACUAGCACUUCUUCUGGUAUAGGUGAAUUUUCAUAUAUAAGCUAG